Cannabis sativa is the source of this 2454-nucleotide messenger RNA. Its product is annotated as mannosyltransferase APTG1. Gene Ontology annotation, cellular component: endoplasmic reticulum membrane. The transcript has 10 exons. Lineage: Eukaryota; Viridiplantae; Streptophyta; Magnoliopsida; Rosales; Cannabaceae. Gene Ontology annotation, biological process: GPI anchor biosynthetic process. The record is from RefSeq and is a predicted model, not a curated record. The coding region runs from base 588 to 2207 and encodes 539 amino acids. Gene Ontology annotation, molecular function: alpha-1,2-mannosyltransferase activity.
GAAAAAAAAAAAAAAAAUCUAUUUUGAAGUGUAAAAAUGAAAAAGUUCUCCUCCAUUGAAAAAUUGAAAUAUACCAUCUUUUUAUAAUUGAUUUACCAAUAUACCCUCACAUAAGUUAUUCAUUGACUCUCGAUACCUCCGGAGCAACCCAAUACACCCAAACUCUGGUGAGUCCCCCAUCGCCACCGUCCCUCCGUCACCGUCACCGUCACCGUCACCGUCACCGGCCUCAGCUCUACACCCAUCCAAACUGCAUCACCUCUCCCAGAAACACUCACACUAAGGAUCCUUCAAUCGAAUCACUCCCAUUUCUCUGGAUCACGAUUCGUGAGGCGUAGUACUGUUUGAAUUUUCCAUUGUGAACAAAAUGAAACUGAUUUCGUUGAGCUAAGAGCUGAGGAUUGAAGAACCACAAUAUGAUUCAAUUCAAUUCCAGUAAUGAUUCAAUUUGAUCUUGGUAUUUUUAUCAUAGGCGUGGACCCUUUGAACUUUUGUGAAUGACCAACAUCUGAGUCUUAAUCAUCUAUAAAGACAAGCAGUGAUAUUUUAGAAUUGGGUUUUGGACAGUUUCACAAGUUGGUAAAACAAUGAGGCAGAGAAACAAAGCUGUGUUUACUGGAAACCCAAAUUUACAUGGUUCCCUUUCAGAGAAAACAGAGGAGGAUCAAGACUUCAGUCCCUCCUCACUCUCACCCAGAAGAGUAUUCGCAAUCUGUUUGGCUUUUCGAUUCGUAAAUGCUCUUUUGGUGCAGACUUAUUUCAACCCAGAUGAGCAUUGGCAAGCCCUUGAAGUUGCUCACCGAAUUGCAUUUGGAUAUGGUCAUUUGACGUGGGAAUGGAAGAAGGGUAUUCGUAGCUAUUUGCAUCCAUUGAUCUUUGCUUUGUUUUACAAAGUUCUGGCCUUGCUGGGAUUGGAUACUCCUUUGUUCAUGGUAAAGGCUCCAAGGUUGCUGCAAUCCAUGUUUUCUGCUGUAGGUGAUUUGUAUUUGUACAAAUUAUCUGUUAUUGUUUUUGGUGAGCGUGUUGCCAAAUGGACUCUCUUUGCCCAAUUGACGAAUUGGUUCAUGUUUUUCUGUAUCACCCGUACAUUGUCGAAUACCUUAGAGACUGUUCUUACCCUUGUUAGCCUGUACUACUGGCCUUGUUUGCGACCAUCUUCCGACAAACUUCCCUUGAUGUCAAGGAAGUGGGGUUUGGCUAUGGCAGCGUUAGCUUGUGGUAUACGACCAACAAGUGCUAUUAUUUGGCUGUACGUAGGCCUUCUUGAGCUAUACGAGACGCGUGAUAGACUCAGAUUCAUUUUUCUGGAAGUGGCUCCAAUUGGGGUCUUGGUGCUUGGGCUUACAUCUAUUUUGGAUCGAUUGAUGUAUGGUUCAUGGAUAAUAGUACCUCUUAAUUUUCUAAAGUUCAAUUUUCUUUCCUCUGGUGGAGAUUAUUAUGGAACUCACAAGUGGCAUUGGUACUUCAGUCAAGGAUUUACUGUCAUGCUCUUUACUUUCUUACCAUUCUCAAUUGCUGGAAUUAUGCAGUCCAAAAAAUGGAAGCUUUCUGGUCUUAUAGCAUGGGUUUUAGGACUUUACAGUGUGCUGGGUCACAAAGAAUUCAGAUUUGUCCUGCCUGUGCUUCCUAUAGCCUUGAUGUUUUCUGGAUAUUCAUUAGCUAGAAUAAGCAUAUCAGAUUCUCCCAAUGGUAAAAGGAAGGGUUCUUCAAAUAUUUCUAGCAAAUGGCCUCCAAAAAUGCUCUUAGCCAUAUUCUUCUUGCUAGCUACCAAUAUUCCAAUGGCCUUGUAUAUGAGUUUGUAUCAUCAGAGAGGAACUGAGGAUGUAAUGAACUAUUUAUCGAAAGAGGCGCUCAACCAAAAAGUUGAAAGUAUCCUUUUCCUAAUGCCCUGUCAUGCAACACCUUACUACUCCACCCUGCACCGCAAUAUACCAAUGCGUUUUCUGGACUGCACUCCAAGUGACACAAAAGGAAUCCCAGAUGAGUCCGAUCGUUUCAUGAUGGAUCCUGUUGGUUUUACAUCUGAAUAUGCGAAAAAUUGGUCUUUACCUAGUCAUAUUGUAUUGUAUGAGCCAGAAGAAAAAUUAUUGAGGGACUUUUUAGUCUCACAUUCUUUCAGACAGGAAAAAAGGUUCUUCCAUGCUCACUUCAAAGUGGAUCGCGAUCUUCAAGCUUCGGUUGUUGUCUAUGUUUUGACUGACCAGUGACCAUCAUCUUCAAUAAGCUGGUGUUUGCAGAAGCUUCUAACUUUCUCUCUCUCGGGCUUCGAAUAUUUUGUUGUAGUUUUCUUUCUUGCUUAACAAGUAAUCAUACAUUAUUCAAAUUUUGGUCCACUGAUGUCAUUUUUGAUACACUGCUUCAAAAUGUAACGGGUAAAUUACAGAGCAUGAUAUACAGUAAAUUAAUCACUUCUGAUAUUAAUAUGACCAUUGUUUUCAUACCUUUGAUUAUUCA